AUGAUAAAUAGAUUCUUUAGGCUAUAUUUUUGUUCAUCAAUUAAAAUAGAACCAGUUAACAUUCAUUAUUAAGAUGGACUAUUUGAUACAACAUAUGGUUUAUUAAAAAUGACAAGGAAUCCAUAUCUAAAUUAAAAACAAUUAGAGAGCAUUACUAAUUCAUAUUUCUUAGUGGAUGGAGUUGGAUCAAAUUUCAUUAAGAGUCUUUUUAAAAAGGAUAUGAAUUCGUUGAUUAUAUUCGAUUGUGAAAAGAUGCAUUUAAGGAAUGCAAUUGAAAUUUAUUAGGCAACUAAAAAGUAGAUAGAUUUGUAAUUCUUUGGUACACCCAAGAGACCUCGUAAUCCAUUUUCAAAAUGCAAAGGUCCAAAGGACAUAUUUAAUCUCUAUAGACAUAUAUAGAAUCAAUAAAAGCUUAUGCUAUCAAGGAUGUGUUUAAUUGUGAGCUAUAAUGGAGAAGUUAGAAUACAAGGAACAUUACCAGAAUGUGGAGAUUUGAAAUAUCAUUUAGAAGAGCAACCAGAAAACAUAAGUUAAAUAGGAUAUCGCAAAUACAAUUACUUAUUACCUUUUAGUGCUUAUUAAGGUAUUGUAACUGCUUACAAUUAUGAAAAAGAAGGAGUGGCAAUAGAAUUUUUAAAUUAUAAAAAAAUCUAUGCUUUAUAUGGUGUUUUCCCUCCUACUUAAAGAUAAUAUUAGGUCUUAUUCCAUUCCUAUAUGCAAAAAUUAGUUAAAAUACAUGAUGUGUAAUUAUUGAUAUCCAUUAUAUUAUAGCACUCAUUCUUCCCUUUAUAAUGUGAUUGAUUUGGGUUGUGGAACAGGAGUACUUGGAUUUAUAGCAAAUGAUGUUUUAUUAAGGAGUUUUAAAGAUAAAGAAAUAAAUAUAUAUUCAUUAGACAAUGUAGAAAAUGCAGUUAAAUCUGCAAAAAUUAAUUCUUAAUGUUUGGAAUAUAAGAAUUAUACAGCAGAAUUAGGAGAUAUUACAGAUAUUGAUACAUUACAAUAUCAAUUAACAGUUUUUAAGUAUGUUAUAAUUGUAUUAAUUUUUAGAUAUCCUGCCAAAUUUAAUUUGAUUAUUGCAAAUCCACCUUGGAUUUAAGCAUCUAAAAUACGAAUUGAUGAUUCAAUUGAAAAUACAGUAACAGAUCCAGAUGGAAUAAUGUUAAAAUCAGUAUUUGAAUUUGCAAAUAAAUACUUGUAAAUAGAAUCAUUAGAUUCAACAAAGGGAAGAUUGAUUUUAAUUUAUAGUGAUCUUUCUUAAUUAUUGGAAUUAUAAGAGAAAGAAAAGGUUCAAGAUUUAUGUAGAGAAUAUAAAAUGGGUAUUACAUAUUAUUCUGAAUUGCCAUUCCAUAUUAAAGAUCCUUAAAAUGUUGAUCCUCUCUUACAAUACAAAUAAAAUAGUAAAGUAUAGCUUUUUGAGAUUCGCAAGAUAUGA
Messenger RNA from Paramecium primaurelia, 1432 nucleotides. The record is from the annotation of a GenBank genome assembly. NCBI's taxonomy places the organism in Eukaryota, Ciliophora, Oligohymenophorea, Peniculida, Parameciidae.